AUGGUCCAUAGUGUCAAACUAAUGAGCCAGAAAAAGGUCUCGAGUGAAGCACAAGCAAACGAAUUCGCAAGGGUUGAUUCAGAAUUCCAAACCGAGAAGACGUUAAAGAUGGAGGAUGCUCAGAUCCUAGAGUCAUGCAUUCAAGAUCUUGAAGAUGGACUCGAAUCUCUCUCCAUGUCUUUAAUCAAAUACAGAGUCUCUAUUCUUAACAUCUUAGGCCACUGA
Molecule: messenger RNA, 225 nt
Organism: Thlaspi arvense
Lineage: Eukaryota; Viridiplantae; Streptophyta; Magnoliopsida; Brassicales; Brassicaceae
Source: the annotation of a GenBank genome assembly